Molecule: messenger RNA, 1461 nt
Organism: Drosophila mauritiana
Lineage: Eukaryota; Metazoa; Arthropoda; Insecta; Diptera; Drosophilidae
Product: L-threonine ammonia-lyase
Exons: 5
Coding region: 39-1445 (468 amino acids)
Biological process (GO): L-threonine catabolic process; L-serine catabolic process
Molecular function (GO): threonine deaminase activity; L-serine ammonia-lyase activity
Source: RefSeq, a predicted model, not a curated record
UGUUUAACCCGGAGGAUCUAGAGUGAAUUUCAGUUGCAAUGUCCCAGGCAGUGAAGACGGAAGCGCCCAAGGAACCAAAUGGUUCGGCUGCCAAAGCCAAUGGCACCGCUGUCAAUGGCAAGCUGGAAGCCCUGAAGAGACCCCGACAUGUUUCUGGUGGUGUGGAGGAAAUCAUCGAUCCCUUUUGCAAUCCGGAGAAACCGCAACGCAUAUCCUUCCAUGACGUCACAUCCGCUGCCUUCCUCAUCCGCGGUGGCGUGGAACGCACUCCCUGUCCGAAAUCCACAUCAUCGGACCUAUAUGGCAUGGAGUUGUAUCUGAAAAAGGAUUUUCUGCAAUAUACAGGCAGCUUCAAGGAGCGUGGCGCACGCUACGCCUUGCUAUCAUUAACCGAGGAGCAGAAGCGAACCGGAGUGAUCAGUGCCUCCUUGGGUAAUCACGCCCAGGCCUUGUGCUAUCAUGGCUGGAAGCUGAAUAUACCAGUGACCGUGGUGAUGCCCAAGGCGGCGCCCAUCAUGAAGAUCCAGAAGUGCCGGAACUAUAAGGCACGCGUCAUCGUCGACGGAAAUGACAUGGGCGAGGCCAAGUCGCUGGCCAUGCGAAUGUCCCGCGAGGAGGGACUCCUGUACGUGAAUGGCUACGAUCAUCCGCACAUUAUGGCCGGCCAGGGAACUAUUGGCUUGGAGAUACUCGAGCAGGUGCCGGAACCGGAUGCAGUGGUGGUGCCAGUGGGCGGCGGUGGACUGAUUGCCGGUAUUGCCACAGCUGUGAAGGCUUUGUCCCCCAAAACCAAGAUUAUUGGUGUGGAGUCAGAGAAGUGCGCCAGUUUCACCCGGGCCAUGGAAAAUGAUGGACCCAUCCACACGCCCAUCAAGAACACAUUGGCUGAUGGCUUGGCCGUUCCCAAAGUUGGCUAUAAUGCCUAUGCCACCGCAAUGCCGCUAAUUGAUCGCAUGGUGGUGGUCAAGGAGGAGUGGAUCGCAGUGGCAAUCCUCAGAUUGGUGGAGGAGGAAAAGUGCGUCGUCGAGGGAGCGGGUGGUGCGGGUCUGGCGGCCAUUCUGGCCGGACACCUGGAUGAGCUCAAGGGAAAGAAAGUUGUGGUGCUUCUGUGUGGAGGAAACAUAGACACCACCGUUUUUGGUCGUUGUUUGGAGCGAGGUUUGGCCGCCGUGGGUCGCCUGGUCAAGUUCAAUGUGGAGGUUAGCGAUCGUCCUGGCGGAAUCAACGAUCUGUGCGCCCUGCUGGUCCGAGUGGGCGUGUCCAUCAAGGACAUCAUGCACGAGCGAGCCUGGCUAAGGGAUGUCUACACCGUGGAAGUGAAGGUCGUGUGCGAAACCGUGGACUGGACCCACAGUCUGGAGCUGAAGAACGAGCUGAAGAAGUUCUACUCGAAAGUUCAGUUCUCCGAUGUUCCGCUGGCCCUGACAAAUGAUACCGAUUCGUAGGAUACUCUUCUGUAUA